This is a messenger RNA of Colletotrichum karsti, 492 nucleotides long. RefSeq lists its product as uncharacterized. The record is from RefSeq and is a predicted model, not a curated record. Lineage: Eukaryota; Fungi; Ascomycota; Sordariomycetes; Glomerellales; Glomerellaceae. The transcript has a single exon.
CUGGGCCUUCGCCAACCCGUGGCCUUCGAUCAUUUGGAUUUGAGUGGACCGCUGACGACAGCGUUCUGGGCUGGAGUUGAGGCCAGCGCUGGCCUCAACCCAACCGAGUACCUCGCGAGACUCAAGUACCUUGCCGUGGCACGAAAGCAACAACUCGAGAUGAAGAAGCAGACGGCCGCAGACCGUUCACAAGAGACUACCUUCGAAAAGCCUCCCGAGAUUGGCGAACGAACCCUCAAGGUGGAACAGGAGAUGCGCAAGACAUGGCAGUCGGGUAACGCGUCGAUCAUCGAAGCGCUACCUCACCCGGAUACGUUGGUCAAGGCGGAGGAUGCCGUGAAGGUAGAGGCAGACAGGGAUGUGGAAGUCAAGAGCGAGAGGGACGAGAAGGUUGUAAGCGAGAAGGAACAUGAACCCGAGGCUCGAUUCAUGAAGCGCACAGCGCCACCGGACCUGCCAUUUCGGCGCUCAAAGCGGUUACGACGCGAGUGA